GAGAGCGCCUGGGAUGCUUCCUGAUGAAUAGCAGAGGGUCCGGGCCGUGACCGCAGGCUCAGCAUGUGCUGGAGCCUCGCCGCACUUUCCCAGCCCCCCUGCCAGGAUGGGGGGAGGGAGGGAAGGGAAGAGAGGCAGCGAACGGGACAGGGCGAUCCGCAUCCAGCAGCGUAACCAGCAGCCCGGGGCCGCGGCUUCCUGGAAGCGGAGCGGGGAGGUGGGGACAGGCAGCCGCGAUAAGGCGGCGGCUAUCGGGGCGCCAGCUGCGGAGCUGGGCAGCAGACGGCGCACGCCCGGCGGAAGGUGCGGAGCCCGGGUCCCUCCCGCGCUGAAGGCAGGAGGCCACAGACUUCCUGACCAGUCAUCAUGUCAGUGAAAUUGACAUUUGUCUCUCCCAGCGAUGGGGGUGGAAUCAGCAGGAGCUGUUCCUUUGCUGGAUUCAGCACGGUGCAAAGCAGAAAGUUAGCAAAGUCUCUCAGCAGGAAUUCAGUGAGGUCUAAAAUGUCUGUGAAAUCCUCCAAAAUGUAUCCCUCCCUGCAGAGAGGGGCUGUCAUCUGGGAUCCAAAACCACAGCAGGUGAAGAAAAUUUUUGAAGCUUUGAAGAAAGGACUUAAUGAAUACCUGCAAGUUCAUCAGGCUGAGUUGGAUUAUCUGUCUGCUCGACACAAAGAUACAAAAAGGAACUCCAGACUGGCUUUCUAUUAUGAUCUGGAUAAGCAAAUUCGCUCUGUUGAAAGGUAUAUCAGAAAACUGGAAUUUCAUAUAAGCAAGGUAGAAGAACUAUAUGAAACUUACUGCAUCCAGUGCAGGCUGCGAGAUGGGGCCUCUAAUAUGAAACAUGCCUUCUCCUUGACUCCCUCCACCAAAGCCUCCAGAGAGAGCCUGGUAGAACUUUAUAAGAACCUCCAAGAAUGCACAGAGGAUAUGUGUCUGAUUGAAGGGGCACUGGAGGUGCACUUGGGAGAAUUUCACUUGAAAAUGAAAGGGUUGGUGGGCUACGCACGUCUCUGCCCAGGGGACCAGUAUGAGGUGUUUGUGCGACUGGGACGCCAGAAGUGGAAGCUGAAGGGCAAGAUUGAGACGGAUGACAGCCAAACAUGGGAUGAGGAAGAGAAGGUUUUUAUACCCAACCUCCAUGAAAAGUUUGAAAUAAAGGUCACAGAGCUGCGGGGACUGACCACGAUUCUAGUUGGUAUGGUAACGUGUGACAGCAUCGACUUCUUUACAACCAGGCCUCAGGCGAUCAUUGUGGAUAUAACUGAGCUAGGCACCAUCAAGCUACAGCUGGAGGUCGUCUGGAACCCAUUUGACACAGAGAACCUGUUUUUGUCGCCUGGAACUUCUGCCAAGUUUUCUCUGGGUAGUAGGAAAAGCUCCUUAUACAACUGGACUCCGCCAAACACUCCUAGCUUCAGAGAGAAAUAUUAUCUCUCUGUUUUGCAGCAACGAAUGAACCAAGGUGGCAUAAACGAUGAGGCGCGAGCCCCCUGCAUACUGAGCUACUUGGCUGACUGUGACUUCGAUGUACAUCUAAGGAAUGACAACCACAGCUCUGCAGAGACUGACUCAUUCAGCUCCCAGGAUCGGAAAGGAACAGAAACUAGAAAUGUGACUCCAGCUUCAGACCACAGGACCCUGCCAUUGGUUCUUGUACAGGACACCUGUGCAGAAGGAAGACAACACAAGUCUCCAAACCACACAACUCUAGAUAUCCUGAAAGAGACACCCUCCAUGGAUGGAGUUCCAAAUAGCCCAUCCAGCCCACGGGACAUUAGCAAAGAUGGCAGAGAUUCCAUCGGCCAGCACUGGAGUCACCAGUCUGUGGAACAAGAAAAUGUCCUGUCUGUUGAUCGGAAAAGCUGGAACACUGAAGAUGACAGAAAACCAGCCGGAAGCGCCAAAGCAGUUGAGAAACUCCUUCAAGAAGUGUUAAAUUUGCUGAAGUCACAGAAUCCAGGGCAAACCCAAUUGGAGGAAUUGGAGUACCAAGUUUUAUGCAUCAGGGACAAAUUAAAGCUGAAGACAUCUCAUCAGAAACAUUCCUCCAUGGAGAGUCUGAUGGUGGAGAUGGUGCUGGAAAGUUUUGACUUUUUAAACACGGACUGCAGUGCUGAUGAGCUUUCCUUAUUUGGAAGCAUAAGGACAGACAGUACCAGCACUUACAAUGACAACAUACUGGGCUAUGACAGGAAAACAGAAACGAAAGAGUUAACCACAGGAAAUGAUGAUUUAGACAAACUUCUGAUAGUUCAUCUGCAGUUGUGCAAAGCUCUCUUGCAGAAACUGGUUUCGCCAAACAUAGCCCGAAUUGUCCAGGAGAGCCUUUUGGAAGAAGUGUCACGGCAGAAACAAGUGCUGGAAACUGUCUCAGAGCUCUGUGUUCUGGAAGUUGGGAGCUUCACCUCUGUUGAAGAGGUUAUUCAUAAGGUGAAAAAGCAGAAGCAGUGUCUGAAAAUCUGGAGUGAAUUCACAGACCCAGGAAAUAUCUUGUUCUGUUCAGCAGAAAAAUUCCAGAAUCCUCUGAAAUACAUAUUAAUGUUCAAAGUGAAGGAGAAAUAUCCAGGACAUCUAGAAGCAGUGCUGCGAAGGCUGCUAGAGCAGAUCGUCACAUGCAGCGGGUUGCUCCCCUCUGGGAGUCCCCCUGAAGAACUGCUCACCUUAUUCCAGUUUCACAGCUACCUGGAGAAAGAGCGUGUUGCCAAUCUGGAGAAGCACUUGGCAGAACUCAGCAAAGAAGUGACGCUAAUUGAGGAGCUACAGUGUCCAGGGCGACUUAAGAAAAUCAAGAAACUAAAAGGGAAGCGACUGAGCCAGCUCCAGCCUCUACCCCAAACUUUACGGCUGCUCGGGAUUCUGCAGCUCGAUGACAACCGCCACGUCAGCAAAGCAGCAACGGCCUGUCUCUCUCGGGCGGCAGUGAAUAAGAAUUUCAGGGAGAAGGCUCUGCUUUUUUACACGGAUAUUUUAGCUGUGUGUGAUGCAAAAAUACAGCAAGCGGCAUGUCUGGCUCUCAAAAACCUCAGAGCCAUAGAAAGCAUUGAGCAGAUUGCCCGCCUGUGUCAGUCUGAAACAGAGGACGUACGGAACGCUGCCAGGGAAACAACACUGUCAUUUGGUGAAAAAGGACGACUAGCCUUUGAAAAAAUGGACAGAGUUUGCUGCGAGUUGAGAGGCUCUGUAUACCAAGAAGCUGAAAUUGAAAUCACAAUAUUUUAACUAAUGAAAUGCUGAAUCUGACCUACAGCCCAGGUGGCUACAGGAGUUGGUUUCCAUUUACCACUAGGUGGUUAAGUUAGUGCACGUAGGUAUUGAGUAGGUCCAUGUGGGACAGCUCUUCCAUUGGGGGGGGGUUAGGACUAAAAAUCACUCAGCCAUUGGAUCAGAAUGCUUCUGACACGGAGCUAAAAUCAUGAAGUAUCACUAGGUGGUGCUAGAGUAAAUCCAUCAGCCCCUCUCAGGCUGUCCUCACCAGGGAGCACAAUAAACCUUGAAACAACUCAGUCUGCAGUGCCAAAAACAGGAGGCAAAGGGUAAGUCUUGACAGGAGAUUUAGUAAUGGGUUUGUUUUCAUUAAGAAUCCUGACUCAAUUUCACAAACUCAUUCUCUCCCUCUCCUCUCCCCCCCCAAGCCCGAACAAAAAAAACAACUCUUUGCAGUUGGUUUGGGGAUUCAUGCCUGGGAAGGGAGCAAAGGUAAAGUGUAGCCUUAUAACUGGCAUGUGACAGUACUGCCUCUAUCUUACUGCAGAGAGCAUGAGCAGAAAUAAAGCUUAGUGUGAAGAGGUGGAUGUUUCCUUUCUGCUUCACAUGUAGGAACUCUGAACUGAUGUCACUGGGCCUGCUUGUUAUCCUCCCAAAGUGUUCUCCCCUUCGUUUUGAAGUAGUUUGUGCUAAAGAAGGGUCAGCUCCUCAGUUGGUGUGAAAGGAGCAUCUCCCCUUUAGGUUACAGCAGCUGAAGAGCUGGUCCUAAAUGUCGUUUUCCUACAGCCCUUGGAGUUUUGAUUUUAUGAAUACAAGACAGUGUGGAUGUGGAGAGUGUCACUAAUGAGCCAGAAUACUUGUAUACAAUUAGUCAAUGUAUGCUAGAUCUGCAGAAAACUAGUACAAGCUAGCUCCAGUAUCAGCAGGUAUUGAAGUUAUAAACCAGCACUUGUUCUGUCAGAAGUCAUAGCAGCUGCCAUGCACUUUAAAACAUCAUUUCUAAGCUGGUCUGUGCUUUCUUGUAAAUUUGAGUAAGAGCUCAAAAGUUCAUUGGUUUCUGGAAGAACGUAAAAAUGUGCAGUAAACGAAUUGGGAUUUCAGUGCUUCCAGCAAGAGAUGUUUGAAAUUAACUCUAAUCUGAAAACAGUGUAAGCGUAGAUAGACGGAAACUAGUGAGGCAAUGUUUCUUCAGCCUGACUUGUUUACUUUAAGAAUUCAGAACAUGCCUAUCCUUCACAUUUAUGGAGUAAGUGUACAAAACUGAGUUGUAUAUGGACAGAUCCAGGCGGAAGUGUCAAGUUUUUAAUUUAUACACUUACUCAUUUAAUCUUAGCCUAAGGUUAAAAAAAAAAGGUACCUGAAGUCAGGCUCCUUAAUCCAUACUUGGGCACCCAGAAAUGGCCUGAUUUUCAACAGAAACAGAUGAAUGCUCAGCUCUUGAGAAUGAGAUCACCCAAUUUGAGUAUUCAAAUAUGGGUUUAGGAACCUUACGUGAGGCACAAUACUUGAACAGUCUUGGUCUUUAUGUAUAUAUUAUACAGUAUAUUGUGCUUUGUACUUUUCUAUUCAGUAUUUAUUUCUAUGUUGGUUUACAUACAGUUUUCUAAAAUUUUAAAUAAAACAUUAAAUACUUGCCUUUUUGCAAACAGUCUGUGUGCUGAAAACAUUAUGGGGGCAACCAUUAGUUAACACAUUCCUCAGAGAGCAAAACCAGUGAAAUAAACCACAGCUGAAAUAUGGGGGAGGAUUUAUCACACUUCUAAUUCUAUGGUCACUGCUUAUGAAAUUUUUGUUUAGUUACCAGUAGUUACUUUGGAAGCAUUCUCAGCUCAUUUCAAACUUGACAGUCAUUGAAAUCAGAGAGCAAAAAUAUUUCCUAAGGCUAUAUAACACCUGCUCUGGCUCUUUUGGGGGAAAUAAACAGAACAUAGGUCUGGCAUUCAAAGUCAGGCUGAAACUUUGUGCUCUCAAGUAAAACAGGGAUGUUAGUGGGGAGACACGCUGGCUUGAAAAGCAUCCUUGGGUUACUGUUCCACCCCCAACAUAAAACAGGAGAGCUCUCCCUCAGCAGUACACAGGGCUCCACUUAAUUUGCAGACAUUUACAAGCAGAGAGCAUGCACACAGUUGUAAUAUGUGCAUAUAUUAUAACUUUAUCCUUACAAGAGAACAAGGAAUAGCUUAUGUUUAAAAGUGAGAGAGGAUUACAGCACAAGAACGAAGCUGAUCCAAGCUGCAGUCUGAGCUCAGCUUUAUGCAAUUACACUAGUGUGACUUCAUAGUCUUUGACACUGGUGUUUCUCACACGUAGUUUUAAGGAGUUACUGGGAAUGGCAUCUCCAGGCAGCUUUACUUAAAUUAUAUUCAAAUACAGAGCAGAGGAAUGUGUACAACCACCACUCUACCCUUAGAUCAGCAUCUGUUAUUAAUCAAAAGGCCUGAAGCGUGUCUCAUUAAAAAGUCUCAAAGCACCUAGAGUACCUGGAGAUGUCAUAUUUACAUCUGCAGCAAUCCUUGUUGUACAGACUGCUGUAGCGUGUAGUCCCAUCCUGAAGAACAAAUUUAGCAAAUCAAUCCACAGCUGGUAAACUGUUGUAGAAACAAUUACAGUGCUUUAGAGAUCUUUAAUGUUGCAGGUUGCACAUCAUAGAGUUUACUGAUAUGACCCAAACACUACGUAUUUAAACUCAGUUGAACAUCUAUGAGCAAGCCGAUGUGUAGUGAAAAUGCAUUUUAUUUUAUAGCAGACAGCUAGUUAUUGACCUGAAAGCAAGUUUUCUGCACCAGUGGAAAUAUUCUUAACAUUUUCUAUUAGUGUGCGAAAUCACAAAAUAAUCAGUAGGAGGUGAAAUCCUGUUGAUAACCCAAGGGUCUAAAUUUGUUAGUGACUAAAUCAUCUCUACCGCCAUGAUAAAACAGGAAGUGGAAAGACACAUCCAUUCUUUAAAAAUUUUUUAUUGUUGCAACUAAAAUGAGAACUGAAAACUUGUAUGGGAAAUUGAAAAACUGUACAGUUACUGAAAACUGUGAGGUCGUUGCAGCGCCUUACACAAAAGACAAGAUACCUGAAAAUGUAUUAUACCAAAACAUUUAGCUUUUGUUUUUUAUUUUUUUUUUAAUAUUUUUUAAAAAAGUUUAUUCUAUGGCAAUCUGUAAAAAAGAAAGACCUGAUGAGUAAAUAUUUGCUUAAGGCAUAUAGCAGAGCAGCUAAUUUUCUAACAAUUUUAACAUGGAUAUUUGUCCAUUUUUCCAAGAACAGGUUAAUCAAUACACCCACUUUGAAACACUACUGUAUAUACACACACCCAAACUACUACAGACAUAUACAGGACAUCAAAACAAAAUGCUUACAGUUUAGCAUUAUAAGCCUUAUACACACACCUCACGGCUUACAGAGCAUUCCACUGUAUGUUCCCACUACUGUACAAGGCCUCCUUGACUUUAAACAGAUGAAAGCCAAGUAGCGAAGUUAGCUGGGAGAAAGGGGCAUGUUAGCUAGAGUGGCUCUCUCUCUCUCUCUGUAUAGCAAAACGUUUCUAAGUUUUUCUUUGUGGAAAAGGUUGCAACUACAGUACAACUGUGGAUUCUAAGGAGGGAUGCUAUGCUUUCAUCAACCCCAACGUUUACAUUUGUCCAAAGAGAGAGAAAUACAGCAAGUCCCAUUCUGUUUAUGGGCCACUCGUUUAUCUCACCAGUCUGUUUCUAGAGAUCAAUUAGGGCUCAAUGGCACAAAACACUCACUUGAAACCUUGCUUUAUUGGUGACCUUUCCAAAAGCAGAGUUUCCCCAAGUGCAAGUUUCUGAAGGCAGCAUAGCAAGUCAUUCUGAAAUUGUUGAGAUAUUUGUUGCCAAAAUUGACUGGAGGUGAGGUGUGAAUAUGGCUUAAUACACACUUUGGAAUGUUUGUAUUAUACUUACUCAGCUGAAAUGAACUAUGCUAAACAACUGGUGGGUUACACUGAGUAUGCAGAAAUUCAAUAGAAAAUCGUGCCAAAUAUUAGGCAAGUACAUGUUACCUGAUAAACACCAAAUCAAUGUAUCGCUGAAUGAAGACACUUUCAGCAACAUCCUUUGAACCACAGCCACUUAAAUGAUCAGAUCAUGCAAAUAUUAUCUGGGCACAUCAGUAAGCAGAAGUAUAAGUUUUUUCAUCUUUCAAGCACAUGGUAUUUAAUCAGGACACUAAAAGACUUUACAUGCAUUCUAAUACAAAGGGGGUACAAAUGUUGCCCUACAAUAAUAUUCUACCAGAUGAUGGAGAGAAUAAUGGAGACAAAGCAAUCACAUACUGUAUCUUAAAUACACAAAUGAUCCAUUAUAUAUUAUAUCAUUUUCUAUACUCAAUUUUUCAUGUUUCCAAUAAUAUACUAAAUACUGACUGCUUACAAUAUUCCCCCUUUCAAGUACUGGUCUGACCAACAGUCUCACAGGUAAAAUUUUAAUUCCCAGUACUACCUGAGGAUUUAUUUAUUAUUGUACUUUUGAGAAGCCCUUGAUGCAAGCUUAACAGUUAAAAAACCCCAAAACAAAUAAAAACAACCCUUCCACCCCAAGUCAACACCUUAUGGGUUUAAGGAAAGAGCAGGAGCUACUGGCAGCUUUGAAAAAAAUAAAUAUGGAGUGAAAGGACUGUUACACAAUAUACUCCAUAAAGAUGUUUACACUGAGAACGGUGGUUAAGUGCUAUACAACUAGAAUGCAUUUAAAAAGCACUGAUUAGUAACACUUUCAGAUUAGUCAUCAUGGUUUAGUUAUAACCACUACCGCUUUAAGUAGCGAAUUUGCUUCCAAUCUCUGCCCUAUGAGCAAAGAUUUUCUCUAUUAUUGUUUAAAAUGUAUGAAUUUCGUACUCAUGAAAGGAAAAGACUAACAGCAUUGAUGAGAAUUAGGUUUAGUGCAAUGCAAGCUUCCAGUCACAGCUCUGCUAAUGCACUCCUAACACUAUUCAAGUCCUAGGCCUCUCUUGAGUAGGCACAACCAACUGAGCCAAGUUGUAUCACCGUUGUUUUGUCCUAAUUUUUACUCUACACCACCCAGCUUUUCUCACUUUGAGCUAGGAUAGGAACAAUCACAUCUGCAGAGCUGCAAGGCCUCAGGCACUUAUGCCCCUCUACCCCAGUAAUCAUUUAACAUAAUUUCAAACCAAACCAAAGUCAAUAUUGAAAUCUUUACUUUAAAAAAAGAAGAAGAUUACACAAUCGCUUGCAUCAUGAUAAGCCAACUGGUAUGUUCAAAGACCAACAUGUCUUCUGUUGAUCUUUUAAGUUUGUUAAGGAAGCUGCCAUGGCAUUAAUUGCUCUGGAUAUACUGAAAUGCUUUCCAAAUCAUUUCUCACAUCACCCUUGAGUAUGCUCCUCCUCCCUCUGGUUUGUGCACAAAGCACAUCACUCCUUACAAGGCAGAUUUAGAGUGAAACUGCAUUUUUACAUUCCAAAUGAUGAAGUUUAAAAACUGGUCCUUCUAAACGCCAGCUGAAUAGCUGUAAAAUGCUGGUGGACAGAUUUUGGUUGAAUUUCCCUUCCUGCUUCCCUCCUCCCCCACAUCCCAGAAUAUAAAGGUAAAAACAACUUUACAGAGAUUGGUACAAUGUAAGUAGGCAUAGGUGCAAGUAGAGUGCAACAAAAAAAGUCAAUGGGGAAAUACAAUUUUUCCCUCUUAAACAAUGUUUGACAUGUUGGGAUACCCUGAGCAAAUGCAGAAGCCUGUUUUUAUAAAGAUAUGUAAAACAAGAAGCUAGUUAAGAACAGUUAUGCCAUGAUUAAAUGCAUCAAUACCACAGGCACUGCCCACAACUCAGUCUUUAAUAGAU
Messenger RNA from Chrysemys picta bellii (western painted turtle), 9009 nucleotides. It is a transcript of the gene RIPOR3, whose product is annotated as RIPOR family member 3. The record is from RefSeq and is a predicted model, not a curated record. NCBI's taxonomy places the organism in Eukaryota, Metazoa, Chordata, Testudines, Emydidae.